Molecule: messenger RNA, 2337 nt
Organism: Prunus armeniaca (apricot)
Lineage: Eukaryota; Viridiplantae; Streptophyta; Magnoliopsida; Rosales; Rosaceae
Source: the annotation of a GenBank genome assembly
AUGGAGGUGGACGAUGUGCCACUGGACGACAAGGCGAAGAGAAUGAGGGAUCUGCUAUCGAGCUUCUACUCCCUAGAUCCUUCAAUGUCCUCCCCAGACACUAGUUCCUCAUCCAAGUACGCCACUCUCGACGCCAUUAACACCACCUCAUUCGAUCCCGACCAGUACAUGCAUCUCUUGGUACACAAGUCAAAUUUGGAAGGGCUUCUACAGAAACAUGUUGAAAUGGCUGCUGAGAUAAAGAAUCUUGACACUGACUUACAAAUGUUAGUAUAUGAGAACUACAACAAGUUUAUUAGCGCGACAGAUACAAUUAAACAGAUGAAAAGUAAUAUUGUUAGCAUGGAGGCAAAUAUGGAACAGCUCCUUGAGAAGAUAAUGUCUGUGCAAUGUAGGAGUGAUGGAGUCAACACUUCUCUAUUUGAGAAGAGAGAACACAUAGAAAAGUUGCAUCGCACACGCAACCUUCUUCGUAAAGUUCAGUUCAUAUAUGAUCUACCUGCUAGACUUGGAAAGUGUAUUAAAUCAGAAGCAUAUGCUGAUGCGGUCAAGUUCUAUACUGGAGCAAUGCCAAUUUUUAAGGCAUAUGGAGACUCGUCGUUUCAGGAUUGUAAGCGAGCAUCUGAAGAAGCAGUGACCAUAAUUAUUAAGAAUUUGCAGGGAAAGCUGUUCUCGGAUUCUGAAUCUAUACAAGCAAGAGCUGAGGCUGCUGUGCUUCUUAAGCAAUUGGAUUUCCCAGUGGACAGCUUAAAGGUGAAACUUCUUGAGAAGUUGGAACAAUCUGUUGCCGGCCUUCAGCUUAAGAUAGAAGAUAUAGGUAAUGCUUCAGUGGAUUCUAAUGAUACUUCUACUGACACAGUUCCUGCUACUGCACAUGAGACUUCUGUUUGUGAGUUUGCGGAGGCUAUCCGUGCUUAUCGUGUAAUAUUUCCUGAUUCGGAAAUGCAACUAACCAAACUUGCACAAGACUUGGUUAACAGGCACUUUGAAACCACUGAGCAAUACAUAAAGACACAAGUUUGGUCGGCAAACCUACUAGGUGUUCUUCGGAUUAUAUGGAGAGAUGUACUUCUGAUGGAUGAUGUGUUACAUGAGGCUGCUCUCUCUGACUAUUCUCUGGAGCCUGCUCGGGUUGCUGUGAAACUGUAUGUUAGCAACAAAUUCUCUCAUCUGCUAAGCAGUAUUUCAGAUGCCCUCACAAAAGCCCACACUAGACAGAAGGAUAAAGGAGAAGAGUAUUCCUUGCAAGUUGCUCUGGAGGGUGGCAAAAAGGCAGUGCUCCAAGGCAGCAUGGAUGUGUUACUGGACUUCCGCCAACUUCUAGAUGAUAAUUUGGGCCUACUAGUUAAACUGAAAGACUUGAUUAUUGAUUGGGUCCAAGAAGGAUUUCAAGACUUCUUCAGGGCACUUGAUGGCCACUUUCUCUUGCUUUCUGGCAAGAAUAGUUCGGCCACUCAAGAUCAGGGUUUGACAGAGGGAAUACAAGAUGACAAAGUUCUGGCUGGGCUUGUCCUUGUGCUGGCCCAAGUUUCUAUUUUCAUUGAACAAAAUGCUAUCCCGAGAAUCACUGAGGAAAUAGCUACUUCCUUUUCUGGUGGUGGUGCCAGGGGCUAUGAAUAUGGACCUGCUUUUGUUCCUGGAGAAAUUUGUCGGAUUUUCCACUCAGCUGGUGAAAAGUUUCUGCACACUUAUAUAAAUAUGAGAACCCAGCGGAUAUCAGUUCUAUUAAAGAAGAGGUUUACCACCCCAAAUUGGGUCAAGCACAAGGAACCCCGGGAAGUUCAUAUGUUUGUUGAUUUAUUUCUUCAAGAGUUGGAAGUAAUUCGAAGUGAAGUUAAGCAGAUUUUACCUGAAGGGAUUCGUAGACACCGACGGGCUGAUAGCAAUGGAAGCACUGCCUCAUCACGGAGCAAUCCAUUACGAGAGGAGAAAUUGAGUCGGUCAAACACCCAAAGGGCCAGGAGCCAGCUGUUGGAAACCCAUCUAGCAAAACUGUUUAAGCAAAAAGUUGAAAUUUUUACGAAAGUUGAGUUUACACAGGAGUCUGUGGUAACAACCUUGGUAAAACUUUGCCUUAAAAGCUUGCAAGAAUUUGUCAGACUCCAAACAUUUAAUCGAAGUGGAUUCCAGCAAAUUCAGUUGGAUAUUCAGUUCUUAAGGACUCCUUUAAAGGAAAUGGCAGAAGAUGAGGCUGCCAUUGACUUUCUGCUGGAUGAGGUAAUUGUUGCAGCCGCAGAGCGUUGUCUUGACCCAAUUCCUUUAGAGCCUGCCAUCUUGGACAAACUUAUACAAGCAAAGUUGGCGAAGACCAAGGAACAGAAUCCAAACUCUCCGUAG